GAGAGAGAGAGAGAGAGAGAGAGAGUAAAUUGCCAUUCCAAUAUUCCAUUGAACAGUACCCUUUUUGUUUUCUCGAAUUCCAACCAUUCCCUGCAGAAUCCUCCAUUAUACCCCCCCUCCCCCCGACCCCAGACCCAGACCCGGUUACUACCUCCUUUUCAUUCUCUCUAUCUCAUUGAAAAAAAAGAGAUAAGGAAAAAAGGACCUCUCUCUCUCUCUCUCUCUCGUUCUCUUUCUCUUCAUCUCCCUCUCAACCUCUUUGAUCUCCUUUUCUUUUCCUUUUCCUCUGUGUGUGUGCGUGGGUAUAUAUAUAUAUAUAUAUAUUUAUAGGAUUAGUUCUCUGAUCCCUCUCUCUGCUGCUCUCUUUUAAUAACACAGCUUCCCUUUUUCACUACCUUUUCCUUCAAAUCCUUGUUCCCAAAAGAUAUCUGUUACUUUCUACUUUGCGGCAACCACUCCAACUCAACUCAACUCUCUCUCUUCCCCUCUGACUAAUGCUUUCCCUUUCUUCUGCUACUUCUUCACCUUUCUUUUAUUUUAAUCCUCUGAUUUUUACCACCACCCCCUAGGCCGAUUUUAUCAAAAAGCCUAUCUCCUUUCAAACACUCCCAACCCCCAUUUCACUCUCUCUCUCUUUAUCCCAACACCCAAUGCAAAUCAUAAGCCACUCAUGAUAUAAUCACACCUAAGCUGAAACCUGUAACCUGAAAAGCCAUUUUUUCCUUCAUUCAAGGUUUGAUUUCUAUUUUUCCUUGUUUUGUGAUUGGCCUAUUUAAUAGACUUCUCUUAAAUUAGAUCCUUAGCCAUCCUCUCAUGUUGUUCAGCCCAGAUACCAUAAUGACAAGAACUUCAUCAUCACACUUUCCAGACUUGUCCUUACAGAUCAGCCCACCUUCAGUUCCAGAUCACAGUGAAGCCAAUAAGGAAGUGGCCGGUUAUGAUGGAUUAUUAACAAGAAAACCGCUUUUCUGCAGCGAUAGGAGCUCAACCACCACCGAUUCAGGUAGCAGCGGAAGCGAUUUGAGCCAUGACAAUGGUUUCAAUCAAUUUGAUGGAGCUUAUAAUCAUCUUGGCUCCGGAGAACCCACGUUGAGCCUAGGGUUUGAUAUGAAAGAUUUGAUUCCACCUGUUCAACUUCCUAGAAAUUUAAACAACAACCACCACCACCACCACCACCACCACCAUCAUCAUCAACUUCACCAACCUCAAAUCUAUGGCCGUGAUUUUAAGAGAAAUGGAAGAGCAAUUAGCAGUGUGAAAAGAAGCAUAAGAGCUCCCCGAAUGAGAUGGACUACAACUCUCCAUGCUCAUUUUGUUCACGCAGUUCAGCUUCUUGGAGGCCAUGAGAGAGCGACUCCGAAAUCAGUAUUAGAGUUGAUGAAUGUGAAAGAUCUAACCCUAGCUCACGUGAAGAGUCACUUGCAGAUGUAUAGAACAGUGAAGAGCACUGACAAAGCAGCAACAGGUCAAGGGCAGACAGAUAUUGGUUUGAACCUAAGGCCAGGGAUCGCUGAUACAGAUGGAGUUUUAUCUAAUUCUAAAAAAUCUAACUCACAGACAACGACUAUAUUGCCAAAAUCUCAAAGAGGUUCGUGGUCAUCAUCGUUGGAGACGCAAGAAAGAAGAAAAUUAAGCCAUGAAAAUGAUUUAAAAUAUUCUGCUUUGAGAGAAAACUGCACCAAGGUGGAAAAACAAAAUUCAGAUCUCCAAGUAGCAGAUAGAUUGAAGGAAAGGUUGGAUUCCAGCUCGUUGUCAUCUUCAAAUAUGUACCUCAAUCUAGAGUUCACGCUUGGAAGGCCAAGCUGGCAAAUGGAUCAUUCACAUGAAUCCUCUAAUGAAGCAACCCUUCUCAAGUGUUAAAAACUUCAAUAUAUCUACAUGAUAUGCUUUUUUGUACUCUCUUUUGGCCCGAGGUUGAGAAAAAAAGAAUAUAUCAAAAUGAAAAUGUACGUGCACGAAUUUCGAAAUUCGUUACAUGUUCACUCAAA
Molecule: messenger RNA, 1988 nt
Organism: Ziziphus jujuba (common jujube)
Lineage: Eukaryota; Viridiplantae; Streptophyta; Magnoliopsida; Rosales; Rhamnaceae
Product: probable transcription factor KAN4
Exons: 6
Coding region: 814-1860 (348 amino acids)
Biological process (GO): abaxial cell fate specification; regulation of DNA-templated transcription
Cellular component (GO): nucleus
Molecular function (GO): transcription cis-regulatory region binding
Source: RefSeq, a predicted model, not a curated record